AUGUCAUCUUUAGUAGAGAAGGUAAAGAAGAGCCAAUAUGAGGACCCCAUGUUAGUUCAUCAUAGGGAUGUACUUCCUCAGAAAAAGGAGUCACUAUUUGAGGUUCCUGCAGAUAGAGUUCUCAAGUACCAUGGCAGAUUAUGUGUUCCUGAUGUUGCAAGAUUACGUCGACAGAUUUUUGAAGAAGCCCAUCAUUCCCAUUAUUCUGUCCAUCCAAGAGAGAAAAAGAUGGCUGCAAGCUCCCGCUCUCGAGUCUUUCUCUAUUUGGAUCCCCCAAUUUUCACAGGUUCCAACUCGAAAGAGGAUCCUCAGGACUGUAUUGAUCAUAUGGGUCGAGCCUUGAGGGUAAUGUAUUCCUCUAACACGGAAUUAGUAGAAUUGGCUUCAUAUAGGUUGAGGGAUGUAGCGGCAGUAUGGUACGAAUCAUGGCUCAUGUCUAGGGGAGAAAAUGCUCCUCCAAUGGUAUGGUUUGAGUUUACUAAGGCCUUUUUGGCUCACUAUUUUCCCGUUGAGAUUCGACGGGCUAGGGUUGAUAAGUUUCUAUCGCUACAACAGAAUAACAUGAGUGCUCGGGAAUAUAGCCUGAAAUUUAACUCUUUGACCAGAUAUGCCCCUGCAAUUAUUGCAGAAAUGGAAGAUAGGGCGUAUGCGCAAAAUUUGGAGGACCGUAUAAGACAGCAGAGGGCCGAACAAAAUCCAGAUAGAGGUCGUUAUAAGCGGGCAAGAUCCGCGGGUUAUUCAGGUGACUACCAAGGAGGCUAUAAGCCACAUUCAUUUAGACGACCAGCCCCUUCAGUGGUUAGUGCACCUACUCAGUUCCAGGGGCAGCGUUAUGACCGUUCCACUUAUUCUGGUCCUUGCCAGAAUUCAAAGGCGUCGCGUUCUUCUCAUAGGGGUGGCCUUAGUCAGGCACGACCCCCACUUCCUCAUUGCGAUCAGUGUGGUAAGGGCCAUUUUGUCUAG
Lycium barbarum (goji berry) is the source of this 963-nucleotide messenger RNA. RefSeq lists its product as uncharacterized. NCBI's taxonomy places the organism in Eukaryota, Viridiplantae, Streptophyta, Magnoliopsida, Solanales, Solanaceae. The transcript has 3 exons. The coding region runs from base 1 to 963 and encodes 320 amino acids. The record is from RefSeq and is a predicted model, not a curated record.